Molecule: messenger RNA, 303 nt
Organism: Ostertagia ostertagi
Lineage: Eukaryota; Metazoa; Nematoda; Chromadorea; Rhabditida; Trichostrongylidae
Source: the annotation of a GenBank genome assembly
AUGCCUAUGGUGAUCGCCACAUUGACUUUUUCCAUUAUUGGCGUACUUGGCAACGGAAUUAUAAUUUUGGCGACAAUAUUCUCACCUGCUCUGAAACAUCGUUGUAAUAUAUUGAUCUGUAUUCUUGCCAUAUCGAUUUCUUCGUCUGUUGAACUGCGCAUUUUGAUGCUCCAAAAAUGGUAUUUUCGACCGAAUAUUGACUGCUUCAUGUACAGUAUAUUCGGCCUGUUUGCGCUGAAUGUACAAGCUGGUAUGGGUCUCAUAUUAGGAGUAGACCGGCUAUUAGCUGUUUCACUUCCAAUA